GAAGCCAGAGGAGAGGCCUGUAACUCGCACCGCCCAGAGAGGACAGCUCCCUGCAGAAACAUAGCCAAGAAUCUUCAAUCAUGGAAUACAUAUCUGGAUCUAAGUACCUGAGAGGAAAAAAAGUCAUCAUUAACAUCAAAAGAAUCCUUUGCUGAAGGACAUGUAUCGGAAAGCAGCAGGAAGACCCAACAGGCAGCUCAGAUACUGUUUGCGCUCCAGAAACCUCACUCUGCUUUCCUGUGCUGAAUGUCUUUGUGCUGUACCAAGGCUUGUGAGAUGGCUACAGAUGUAGCUGAGCCUGUGGUUCCUGACUGCAAAGGAGAUGUGAGGAGCGGUGCCAAGUCGGACGCUGACUAUCCUCUUCGAGUUCUCUACUGUGGAGUCUGUUCAUUGCCAACAGAGUACUGCGAAUACAUGCCUGAUGUGACAAAAUGUAGACAAUGGCUAGAAAAGAAUUUUCCAGAUGAGUUUGCAAAACUUACAGUAGAAAACUCACCUAAACAGGAAGCUGGAGUUGGAGAAGGCCAAGGAACUGCAGGAGAAGAAGAAGAGAAGAAGAAGCAAAAGAGAGGUGGAAGAGGUCAGAUAAAGCAGAAAAAGAAGACUGUACCACAGAAAGUUACGAUAGCUAAAAUUCCUAGAGCAAAGAAAAAAUACGUCACAAGAGUAUGUGGCCUGGCAACAUUUGAAAUUGAUCUUAAGGAAGCACAACGGUUUUUUGCUCAGAAAUUUUCUUGUGGUGCCUCAGUAACAGGAGAAGAUGAAAUCAUCAUUCAGGGGGAUUUUACAGAUGAUAUUAUUGAUGUAAUCCAGGAGAAGUGGCCUGAGGUGGAUGACGAUAGCAUUGAAGAUCUUGGAGAAGUCAAGAAGUAAUAGUGAAAGACUACCUUUAUUUAAUUAUAUGGUUAUAAAUGAUGUAGCCAAAGCAAGGUUUCUAAAUUCAUUUACUCGGCAGUGAAACUGUGGAGAACCGUAUCCUUGGCAUUUUCACCAUUCUGUAUAGGCUGCUUGUUUUUUUUUUGUUUUUUUUUUUGUGAUAUUUGCCAAAGUUAAAUUGGUUUUUUUUAAUCAUGCUUAUGCAUGAAGUAGGUUUAAAUAAAAUGACUGUUCCUCACUGAAUACAGUUUCUAUUUUCUCUAGAGAAACUUUCCUGUAACCAUCUUAAAGGAAAAUAAUAAGUAAUUACAAGCUUGUUUAUCAUCUACUAUCUCUUCUGCUGAACUAAGUGACUAUUUAAAGCAGGUGUCUCAUGUACAGAAAUUAGUACUUCUGACUUACCUGCAUAGAUGAGAAAUCAGAAUGGGACGCACAUGCUGAAAAUUUGCUGAUAUUAAAGGAGUAUGACACAACA
This is a messenger RNA of Rhea pennata, 1351 nucleotides long. It is a transcript of the gene DENR, whose product is annotated as density regulated re-initiation and release factor. The transcript has 10 exons. Gene Ontology annotation, molecular function: translation initiation factor activity; mRNA binding. The record is from RefSeq and is a predicted model, not a curated record. Lineage: Eukaryota; Metazoa; Chordata; Aves; Rheiformes; Rheidae. Gene Ontology annotation, biological process: translation reinitiation; formation of translation preinitiation complex. The coding region runs from base 247 to 873 and encodes 208 amino acids.